GAAAUAGAAAGAGAAGAGAAAGCAGAAAAAGAGGGGAUGAACAUGAAUGAAGAGGAAGAGGAUGGAGGAAUGGCAGUUGAAGAUGAGAAAAGAGAAGAAUUGAGUACAGUGAAAGAGAAGGAAAAGGGGGCACAUGAAAUGGAGGAAGACUUGGAUAGCAAAGUAGAAAACAAACUGAAGAAUAAGAUAGAGGAUGAAAUAAUGCGCAGGCUGGAGGAAGAACUGGUGAAGCUUAAGCUGGAGGAGAAAAUGAAACAGAAUUUGGAGGAAGAGAUUAAAGUGAAGCUGGAGGAAGAGAAACUGAAGAUGACUGAAGAGAUGAAACGUAAGCUGGAGGAAGAGAUGAAAUAUGAAAUAGAGAAAGAGAUUAAGCGCAAGUUAGAAGAUGAGAAGAGUCGAAUGGAAGAGGAGUUGACAAGAAAGAUAAAGCAAGAGAUGAAAUAUAAGAUUGAAGAAGCUAUAGGAAAAAGAAAUAGGAUGGAAGAAGAGAGGUUAUGCAGGAAGCUAAUGGAAAGAAAAGAGAGGAAGAGAAGGAAAGAGGAAGAGCAGAAGAAAAAGGGGGAGGAGAGAAAGAGAAGGGAUAAGCAGUUGCAAAAAGAAAAGGAGGAACUGAUGGUCUAUAAUCUGGAGACAGAGAGGGAGGCAAAAGAGGAGAAAGAGAAGCGUAAAGAACACUUGGGGAAAGCAAAGGAGAAGGAUGAGGCAAAAUGCAAGGUGGAAGAAGACUUGAGGAAAAGGACUGAAGGUGUGAGGAGAGCAUUGGAGAAGAAAAACGUAAAGAAGAACUUGGAGGAAGCAAGAAAUGUGGAACAGAGAGUGGCCAAGAAGGAACAUAAACAGGAGAAAAUGGGUGAGAAGAUCAAAGACAAAAGACAGAUGGGCAUUGAGGGAGCUCAGCGGGCAGAUACGAAGAGGCUGGUUGAAAAAGAGGAGCAAAGAGUCUGUCCAAAGGCUGGGGGAGUAGAAGGUGGUGUGCAGAAAAGCAUGAUCGUCAAAAUGGAACAGCUUCCAAAAAAAUCAAAGGCACCUCGGUCUGAUGUGAAGCAAAUUGGCUCAGCUGCCUGUAAAGUUCCAGGCUUCCCUGUCUCCACUUCCCCACCAAGAUCCCAGCUGCAUGGAUCCUUCCAGCCAAGCUCUUGUAUGACAGAUAACAUCUUGCCAACAUCUGUCAGGCCAUUUGCAACAGCCCUUUGCCCACCAACCCCUGCAAUGCUAACAUACACGCAGAAAGUGCCAUGCCCCUCCCAAGACAGCAAACGCCUCCACCCCUGCCCCUUCAUCAGUGAGGGCAAAAGACAGUCCCUUUUGAGGAAUGAGCUGGAGGCAUUCUAUGAACUCUUUAAGCUGUUCUCGGAGCCUCCAUCCCACAAUGUGAUUGACAUUCACAACCUGUGCGUGGGCCUGCGAGCGAUGGAUAUAGAGCUAACUGAGGCAAAGCUUCGCGAGCUGCUGGCACUUCUAGAUGUCAAUAGGGACGGGCAGGUGUGCUUUGAAGACUUCCUGGAGUUUGUCACAGACACUGACCAGUUCCUCCGCUACUUUGCCCAGCUGCCUGACAGCUGUGACUGCUCGAGGUCUCAGAAAGGACUCCUGACUGACACUGUGUUUUUCAGAAUCCUGGCAGAGAUCUUACGCCUCGGGGAACUCUCUGUCGAGUCAACCAAGCAUAUUGUCAGGUAUUAUUUCGCCAAGAAAAAAGGAGCUGGCAUCAAAGAUCAGAGGGAAAAGAAAGCCAGUGGGGACGUACAAGCACCUAGUUUCAUGGGCAUGACACUUCACCGUCUAGUCCAUUACAUCGAUGUCCUGGAACCAGACGACAGCUAUGUGGAGUCCCCUCUCACCCAGCAACAGGUUGCUGCAUUUUGGGAGUUCUACGAGCUCUUUGACAAAAAUAACCAAGGCAACAUUGACACCUUCUCACUGCUGAAAAUCAUGAACUCGUUGUCCAUCUACAUGAGCAACCAGCUGGUGCCAGUUCCUUUGCAGUUUUUGGCGGUGAAUGAAGGCAGAGCUGUCACCUUCCAUGAUUUCCUGGGCAUCUUGAGUGACACGGGCACCUUUGGCCAGUUCCUGGUCCAGGAGCAGGACGCCAACUGCCAGGUGUGGAAUGCAGCAGAGAUUUUCACCACCGACGCUCUGAUCUUUGACGCGAUCGAGAAAAGCCUACAGUCUCCACUGCUCGAUGCCAGGGCAGCCGCCAACAUCAUGAACUACUACCACCAGAAGUUCAAGGGCUCACUGGUGCGGUGCCAGGACCACGCUGGAAGAUCUGAAGAUGCCGCUGGAGUGUCAGUGUGGGAUAUAUCAAGAGAGGCAUCCGCAGCCUACAGUGGAAAGCUGGUUCCAAGAGCUAGCACCGGCAGGAAGGAUGUGGGCGGCUCAGUGCAGGGCGGUCAGGCGCAGCCGCAAGCCAGGAGAUCCGAAGCUUUCCAGAAGCGAUUCCAAAAGGCCCUCCAAAACCCCAAUUUCAACACAGUAUUCAGCCAGUAUUCCUGGACCUGGAAAAUGGAGGAGGCUGAACGAAACAAACGACUGGAGCAGAUAAAGAAAGGAAAGGGCAAAAUUUCUACGAUGAAGUGAGUGAAUUGGCAGGGCAGGCAGGCAAUGGGGGAGGGUGUGGGUGGAGUUUUCUCUAUCGAGUUUUACACAAGCUGUAACUGAGAGUUUUUGGCCUGGCAUGUGAGUGACAGAAUGUAAUAAACAGCUACCACAGACGUGCAGUGAGCGACUGCUGGAAGGUCCCUUUUAUUACCCAGCCUUGUUACUUGCUGUUUUUUGUUUGUAUGCCUGCAUUUGACAACAUUGAACAUCUUAGUUCCCCCCACCCCGCGUCCAAUUCCCUCAAUCUCUUUCCACUGGGAACUCCCAAGCCUACGUUAGUACUCAGAACUGCCAAGUCACCAUAUUCCUUCCAUUUUCUUUACUACUCUUUUCAAACAUACCUCAAAUCAAGUUAAACAGCCUCUGUGAUGGGGCACUGAAACAAAAAUACAACCAAACAGUAAAAGGAAACUCAUAUUCAGUAGCACUCAUGAUUGCGAAGUGGGGUCCUAGAGAAAUGACUUAGUUGAGGGAUCAGUUAGCUCAUUCGGCUGGUCAGCUAGUUUGCAACGUAAAGUGAUGCCAACAUCUGAGGAUAGCAAGAAGGAGUGUCCUUCUCAGUCUGUAUCCUCACCUGAACCAUGGUUAUCCUCAGGUACAACGAGAGCAGAGCACUGGUCUGAUAACUCUAUGGGAACUUUCCCUUAACCUCCCGCAGACCUUGGCUGCUGAGGCUGGGCCCCUGUCACAUUGCGCUAUAGCGCUGCCUCUGAUAGGAAGCUGAAAUUGCAAUGUGACAUGUUUACAUGGGCAGUUCCCCUCACAAAUGGUGACAUGGUAAUUUCGAAGCAGUCCGGUAAUAGAAAGCGAAGGCAGCCCAGGCUCAGGCACCUCUCAACAACCCAAAUGUGAGCUGCAACCAAUGCAUGCUGUCUGUCGAAGCCGGGGGAGGGGGGAGCCAUAUUGUGCACAGCAAGAUCCCACAAAUCGCAAUGCGAUGAGUGGUCAGACCUUUCUAUCUUCCAGCAAUGAGGGGCAAAUACCAGUUGCAGUACACCAACUCCUUCCCCCACCACGACCACUCCCACCCCUGCUGCAGCAGUUGGAAGUGACUGCUAUCAAACCUCUCCCCUGCUGCCCCCUAGAAUAAACAGAUUUGCCAGAUGCAGUCCGCCCACUGGCAUGUCAUGCCAUGCAGCCUGGCAGCCAGUACUGACUUACCGCCACCCCACCUCUCUACACACCACUGGCAGCGUCCAGUGACCAUGGCUGAGCUGGGUGGUGAGAGGACUGCAGGCUUCAGGGCAAAAGGUGGAGGUUGAGAGCUAGGAGGGAGAAACAUCUGCAGUUUAAACAGUGUGGCUUUAAUUAAUCGCACACUUAGGUAACACACAUCACCAUCUGAGGUCACAAACCACACAAGACAUCACAGCCCUCAUGGGUGGGGAGGUUGGGGGGGGAUUGUGGAGGACUUGCUGAAAUGCCCCCCAAGAUACAAUGACGGCUUUGAGUUGCAAAGUAUGGUGCCCCUUUUCCUCAGAAAGAAUCCAAGUCAUACCAAAAGGCCCUCAUGUUUGUAAGGACAGGGCUGAGGCAGAGCUCUGAUUGGGCCGUCCAGGCUGGACAGGAUUGGACCUUGAUGUGUUUGAUGUAUCGUAUGGCGUGAAAUGUGCUGACAAGUCAAGCUGAAUGAAGUGAAUCAGGCAGGGGAAGGCACCCAAUCUGGACCAGAGUCUGGGACGGAGGCCUGUUUCUGAAAGGAAUAGCAAAUACUAGGAGGAAGACGAGAAUCUUUUAGAUUCCUUAAGACCGCUGGACGAACAUAAGAGGCUUUCUCAGAAAAAAACCCAAAUAUAGAAA
Messenger RNA from Chiloscyllium plagiosum (whitespotted bambooshark), 4401 nucleotides. The record is from RefSeq and is a predicted model, not a curated record. NCBI's taxonomy places the organism in Eukaryota, Metazoa, Chordata, Chondrichthyes, Orectolobiformes, Hemiscylliidae.